Trichoderma atroviride IMI 206040 is the source of this 2769-nucleotide messenger RNA. RefSeq lists its product as uncharacterized. Gene Ontology annotation, biological process: N-terminal peptidyl-methionine acetylation. The record is from RefSeq and is a predicted model, not a curated record. NCBI's taxonomy places the organism in Eukaryota, Fungi, Ascomycota, Sordariomycetes, Hypocreales, Hypocreaceae. Gene Ontology annotation, cellular component: NatC complex.
AUGGCGGACUUUGGAGUUGGGGUACCAGAUGAAAUCGCGAGAUUAUCGCUGGGCCAGGGCCCUGCUCCUCCAGAGGCGCUGCCACCCAAUAUCAAAAGCGAUGGCAUCACCGCCGUGGACAUAACGGCAAAGUUUUCACAGGCUGUCAAGACUCUUGAGCCCGGAGCAAUCGUCAAGGAUGGAUUCUUUACGCUGUUUGAUUCAGUCGCGGCUUUGGAGAUUAUGGAUCCGAAGAUGGACAGUGGGUGCAGCCGCCCGGGGGCUGAAGUUGAGGAGACCUACGACGUUUCUAGAUCACUGCUGCCAGAAGAGGUGAUGGGUAUCAUGGAUCAGCUUUUAUGCCAUGAGAUGUCAUGGCAUCUAGGCUAUCCUCUAUCUCAAACACUAUUUACCAGCUUCUACGUAGAGGCCCUAUCUAUGCCGGAGCCUCGAAGUAUUGAAGAAGCUACUUUCGUUCGCAACGGUAACCAUGAUCCAAAUGAACAGCUCAUGCUGCAGGUCCUCCGAGCAUAUUGUCUAGGUAUGCUGAAAAGUUGCGGCUAUGUGAACGAAAGGAUCAAAUCAGAGCACUAUUAUGAGGAAGAAGAUUUUGUCACUACCACAUAUAAUCGCACCCUCUUAGCAAGUCUACCAACAAGUGCGAUACGUGACGUCUUGAUAGAGGCCAUUGCAGCCCUCAGGGCGCAACGGGACUCUUUACCCGACAAUCUUGUUGAGGCUCUGCUGACCCGACUGGAGCUGAGGCGCAUAUUCCUGGACGCCGUGGAAUGCCCCAAGCAUAUGAAAGAGCCCGACUUGGCGAAAAAGCCAUGGAGAGAAGGGCUUGAAUUGUUACCAAAUCUCAACAAGACGCACACUCUGGCCGUGCCAGUUAUCGACGCUUUCAGUGCUACGCUCCAACGGAGAUUGGCCAGCACCAUGCCUCCGCGACCCAUUGUUCAGCUAGAAUUUGACGUUGCUUUUGGUCACCUAAAGGACUUGUUUGCAGAUGGCCUCGAGCUAAUCGACGUUUUGAACUAUACAGAUUCUCAGAGCUUGCUUACAUUUGUAACCUGUUUUCAAGCGAAGAAGCCACAGCCCAUUGUUUAUGUGCGAACAUUACUGCAGACGUUUCUCUUCGAUGCCAUGGAGGUCCUAGGAAGCAUGAGUAUUCGCCAACUUCUUGAUGAUGACUUUUCUAUUCUCACAAUGCCGGCGCACCAAUACCUAGACAGAGCAAAUGACGAGAUUGAAGUCGUUCACGACCCACGAUAUGCCAUGGCGCAGCAGAUGGAGUUAUUCAGGACCAGAGCAGCACAGCCAUUCUUAGAUAUCCUCCGUACAGCGUGCCAGAACCGCUGCCGCGUGAGGAGAACUCUCUGCCAUCUCCUGCGCGAUUGGGAGAACCUCCAGAUGGACGCAGAAGAAAUCGACCAGAUCCUCCAAGUCAAGGUGGAAGAGCGGCCAACAAUGUACAGGUCACCAAUGAACGGCAGCGGCGUGGAGUCUUACUCGCUGCCCUUGUCGUCAUGGACAUACCUGUAUAAGCUGCGCCAGAUGGAGCAGAUUAUCCAAUUGGGUUUCGAGCUGGAGAUUUAUCAGACUGAUGAGCUCGCCGGCAUGUACUGGUACCUCAACUACAUCUCCAAAUCUCGUCUUCACCACACCGAACGAAUCAAAUCAUUCGUAAUUAAGAGAGUUGAAGAGAUACACGGACGGCCUGGAUAUUCAAAUCCCACCCUUGACUCACAGCUACAGCGAUCCUUAAUGUACGCUCGCCUGUCAUUACUCGAUGCCGCCGUGACCUGGGAGCUAUCCGAUUCACUGUCAUGUCUAUACACCGUCUUAAAUCGCCUCAAGCUCGUCAAAGCUCCGCCAAGGCCAUACAGCACCGACGAACUCCGAUACGAGAUCCGAAUGAGGCCCUUUGCGCCAAUUGGUCUUCCCGUCCUACCCACUUUUGAAGAAUUCGCAGCGGGUACGUUGCAGCCCGACACCGAAAUCGACGAGCUCUUUGAGUAUGCGGAGCGCGCAGUGGAAGGUGCCAAACGAGGCUUCGAGGCUCUCAGCAAGAUGACGGCUGAGGAGUCUUUCUCAGUGGGCUCUCACGCCCGGUGGUCCGCGUCUGUCAAGAAUGGCCUCAAGUCGUGCAUUGCCACGAAACUUGCCAUUUCGGCGGUGCAAAAGGCGAUUGAGGCUUCGCCGGGCCUGAAUGAUUUGAAGAUCAAGGUGGAAAUUCCGACCCCACAAAAGGCAUAUCACGAAUGGUGGAUUGUUCCAAAGGUGCUGCCUGUAGCAUAACUGCGUGUAAAAUGAAGAUGAGUAUUUAAUUAGGAAGGAAUCAAAAGAAAACUAAUUUGAUGUUGCGUUUCCCAUUUCUUUCACCCCCACCAUUCCAAGUGAGCGAAAAAAGGAGAAGAGACACAUGGCCUCAAGGUAUCCAAUCGUGAUAUGUACGUUCAACUCAUCAAACCCCAAACCCGUUGGAAAUAUAUUCCAUAAACCCAGCUCUAUACCUACCGAUAGGGCAUAUUAUCCACCCUUGUCGAUUCCACCUUACCUAUGUUGAUUACACUAAUAGUACAGCCCAAAGAUUACGGCUCUCUAUCUAAUGUCCCGAUGAGCCCUCCUUCCAUUGCGUAACAGAAGUUGUCAAGAGACGUUCGACGCAUUUGGUGCUAACAAGCAGCCAAUCUUGCAAUGUGGUUCAUUUACGCCUUCUUGCGGCCCAUCCUGAGUCUCACCAUCUGCUCAUAGAGAACAUCCUUGAAGGCAAAGAGGAAGGCCGCC